AUGGAAUCCUUGAAUAAAGAGAUUAUCCUAAUUACUGGUAUCACAGGCUAUUUAGGCUCAUGGGUCGCAAAAACAUUUGUUGAAAAAACUAAUCAUACUCACAGAAUUAGGGCUAGCACGAGAUCUUUGCAGAAAAUAGAGAAAUUAAUGCCUCUCAAAGCGGCUUUUGGAAAUGAAGAGUUUGAAAUGAUCGAGUUUGUUGAAGCUGACCUUAGUGAUAAGUAAUCUUUAUUCAAUGCAGUUCAAGGAGUAUCGUAUAUAAUUCACGUAGCCAGCCCUCUGCCUGGUUAAGGUAUUAGUGAUAGAGAAAUGAUUAGUCAGGCUCAAGAAGGAAUGAAGUUUUUACUUGACGCAGCUGUACAAAACAAGGUCAAGAAGAUUGUAGUUACAUCCAGUCUAGCUACGAUUUAAGGGAAUCAUUUUAGGAAGAGUGAAAGAAAUCAUGUAUAUGAUGAAAAUGAUUUUGCACCAAUAGCUGGAGUUGAAGGCUAUAUCAAGAGUAAAAUUGUACAAGAGCAUGAAUUAAUCAAUUUCCUUAAACAUCAGUGCUAAAACCCUGAUCCUAGUGGUUAUUAGCUUGAAAUAUGCACCAUUCAUCCUACCUUUAUCCUCGGACCUAGUCUAAUUAAAGAAAGACAUAGCUCUAUUGAAGCCAUUUGCAGGAUACUAAACAACGAAAUACCAGCAAUUCCUAAAUUCGGAUCUCCAGCUGUAGAUGUCAGAGAUGUUGCUCUCUUGCACUAUUUAGCAUUUGAAAAGCAAAAUAUCUAAGGAGAAAGAUUCCUUGCUACAUAGGAGACUAUAUCACUUUUGGAUAUUGCUAAUAUCUUGAAAGAAGAAUUCUAACCAUAAGGGUACAAAGUUUAGACAAAGCUGAUUGGAUAUUGUCCUUUGAAACUAGCUAGCUAUUUUAAUAGAGAAGUUAAAUCUAUCCUGCCAUUUAUCAAUGAAAAUUCCUAAGCAAGCAACAUAAAAUCAAUUGAAGUGCUUGGUAUGAAGUAUACUAGAGAAAUGAAGCAAAUUGUUAUUGAUAUGGGCUAUUCAAUAAUUGAGAAAGGAUUGAUUCCUGAUAAGAGAAAAAAUAGUAAGAAAUGA
Molecule: messenger RNA, 1095 nt
Organism: Stylonychia lemnae
Lineage: Eukaryota; Ciliophora; Spirotrichea; Sporadotrichida; Oxytrichidae
Source: the annotation of a GenBank genome assembly